Dendrobium catenatum is the source of this 1409-nucleotide messenger RNA. Its product is annotated as myb-related protein MYBAS1-like. The record is from RefSeq and is a predicted model, not a curated record. Gene Ontology annotation, biological process: regulation of DNA-templated transcription. The transcript has 4 exons. Gene Ontology annotation, cellular component: nucleus. Lineage: Eukaryota; Viridiplantae; Streptophyta; Magnoliopsida; Asparagales; Orchidaceae. Gene Ontology annotation, molecular function: DNA-binding transcription factor activity; sequence-specific DNA binding. The coding region runs from base 446 to 1321 and encodes 291 amino acids.
AUGACUUUAGUCGAGGAUUUCGCUAAAGGAGUCCAUGAAAGUGUUGCAUUACAUAAAUAUUAAGAUUUAGGAGUAAAAUAUGUAAAUGAAAAAAUUUUGAAUGUUAUAUAUGUAAAUCUCUUCCGAAAAUUUAUAUGUUAUAUACUUGUAAAUCCACCAAAAUAAUAAAUGAAUAAUCAUGCAAAUGCGUCCUAAAACUGCUUGUUACUUCCACAUCAUCUAUGCCACGUUGGAAACCUCCCAUCCACGUCAUCCUUCCUCAAAUAGAUAUUAGACACGUCAUCAAAUGCUCAAUAUGCAUAAACUACUAUAACACAAGCCAUUCGAGCCUAUAAAGCAACGGAAUAGAAGGCCAAGUUAUCACACAGAGGGAAAGCAAGCAAGGCAAAAGCUUCUAGUAGUAACAGAACAAGGAAGCAGGGGAAAAGGAGUUCAAAGAAGGUCGAUGGUGGUGACAAAAGAAGGAAUACGCAAAGGGCCCUGGACAGAGCAGGAAGACCUGCAACUGGUAUGCUUUGUGAGCUUGUUCGGUGAGCGUCGUUGGGAUUUCAUAGCCAAAGUAUCAGGUCUUAAAAGAACUGGGAAGAGUUGCAGGUUGCGUUGGGUUAAUUACCUUCAUCCAGGUCUCAAGCGCGGCCGUAUUACUCCUCAGGAGGAGCGCCUAAUCCUCGAACUUCACUCUCAAUGGGGCAAUAGGUGGUCUCGGAUAGCUCGAAGGCUCCCAGGUCGCACUGACAACGAGAUAAAGAAUUACUGGAGAACUCACAUGAGGAAGAUGGCACAGGAGAGGAAGAAAAGCUCCCCUCUUUCUUCAUCAACCUGCUCGUCUGAAAGUGAGCAGCUAGAAGAGGCUGUUGGAAUGGAGAAGCACGAACAAUCGAGUUAUAUGAUGACAAGAGCUUUAGACAUUAAGGAAGAAGAUGAAGUACUGAAGGUGUACCCCAUGGAUCAGAUAUGGAAUGAGAUUGCAGGCACAUUGGAAUCGACGACCAGCGGUUUGAGCUUUGAGAGGUAUGGUCAAGAGGCCUGCAACAUCUCAUGUAAUUCUGCUUCUAUGCCUUCACCUCUGUGGCAGAACUGCGCCGAAUCUCUAUGGAAGAUAGAUGAUGAUGAUGAUGAUGUUGACCUUUCGCGGGUCCUCCGGCACGACCGCCUCACCGACGCCGUAGAACUUCGCCGGGGAAGAACCAUUGCUCUCGAGGCACACCUCCGUGGCUCAUUGCAAGGGUCCGCCAAUGUUAGGGAAUUCAAGCGAACCUCGGCAGCAAGGAUUUUGGUGGGAGUUAGGGUUUCGUGUGCGACGAGGAGGAAGGGAAUGUAGAAGCGGCGUCUUUCUGCAAUCGUCCUUCUUUCAGGUUUUCGCGCCAAAAGGAAAGGACUUAAAUGGGCGGUGAAAGGGCGAUUGCUUC